AUGUUUCGCUUGCCGAAAGAUAUCCCACGAGCUACCCUAGCAGGCGCCGUGAUUUGUAUCACUAUUUCCGGUACUCUUUUUGGCGCCUCACAGAAAUCUCAACACCAACUCCAACAGAAAGUACAAGAACAAAAGGCACUUGAGCCGACGAUCGAUGAGCGAAUCAACGGGCUCAGAGGCAUGCGAGAGAACUUGAUGGCCAAAAAGGAACUCGUGGAAAAGCAGCUUCAAAAUCUGGAAGCUAAGAUUGAAGAAAGAACCCGGAAACAGCCCAGUGAGCCGAAAAAGGAGCCGCCUCACAGUAGGUGA
This is a messenger RNA of Aspergillus uvarum CBS 121591, 309 nucleotides long. RefSeq lists its product as uncharacterized. The coding region runs from base 1 to 309 and encodes 102 amino acids. The record is from RefSeq and is a predicted model, not a curated record. Lineage: Eukaryota; Fungi; Ascomycota; Eurotiomycetes; Eurotiales; Aspergillaceae. The transcript has 2 exons.